Messenger RNA from Mugil cephalus (flathead mullet), 3638 nucleotides. It is a transcript of the gene vax1, whose product is annotated as ventral anterior homeobox 1. The transcript is spliced from 3 exons. Lineage: Eukaryota; Metazoa; Chordata; Actinopteri; Mugiliformes; Mugilidae. Gene Ontology annotation, biological process: neuron differentiation; central nervous system development; regulation of DNA-templated transcription. Bases 1127 to 2071 code for a protein of 314 amino acids. Gene Ontology annotation, molecular function: DNA binding; DNA-binding transcription factor activity, RNA polymerase II-specific. The record is from RefSeq and is a predicted model, not a curated record.
GAGAGUGUAGGCAGCCUAAGUACUAAUGACAAGUUUUGUUCCCCUUAUUUGUCUUUUUCAAUCACGCAGGUUAAGAUUAUGAGAGCUGAAGAUGGCUUCUGGGGUGCAUCCAUUUGAAUCCUUAAGGAUGUGGCAUUAGCGUCCGGGACUCCGCUGGGCUGCUCUGCAUAGCGCCGUGAUUGAACACUGGAGGAAAAUAGAAACUUUCACGCAAUUCCUGUUAAAGAAGAGACCAGCGUUGUAGUGCUUUAAGUGACUGGGUUGGCAUUGCCUUUAAAGAUUUUGUUCGCUGUGGAUUUGUUCAUUGUCCUUUUCACCCAUCUCUCUCUCUCGUCCUCUCGGCUCUCUCUGAGUGUCUCUUGCCUACAAUAGCAUAGCGGCGAGAUCUGCACAUUGCAGAAUUCCGUUGAUUGGCGAGAAAGCCAAAGGAAAAAACAGGAUCAAAGUUCGCUGACUUGCUGCGGCAAUCUGGUGCACUGUGAAAAGUCGGAGGGGGUGAGGUCUGACUGUGUUCUGCAGAUGGAAGAAUGAAGCACCCAGGAACUUUUUUCGGCUCUGGAAGAGUGGUACCUCUGUGAUUGUGUGUGUUCAGGGAGGCUUGGUUGCAAGACAAGACCAAUCAUUUGUCUUGAUUCCCUGGGCUGGGAGCAGGCAAACUGAGGGGGACGGGACGAGCAAACCCCUCUAUCAAAACCUGAUCUAUUUCCCCAAACAAUUUAGUGUAUUCAUGAGGUUACGCAAAUGUGGAGGCAGCAAAAUUACCGUAAUCAAUUGAGACAGCGAGUGCGCAUCCAUGGCUCUGAUUAUUUGGAGAUCAUCUAUCAGCCUGAUGUCGAUGUAACAAGGAAAGGGGGGCACUGAAUUACUGUUGAGUUUCACUGAGAAGUCCAUGAUCAUUGGGCAAGGGAGUUUGGUCAGUGAUAAUAGGGCUUCUUGGUCGGGAGACGGAAAUAUUUCACCAAACAUUAGAUAGCUGACUCUGCAGUGCUGAAAGGUGCUGUUUUGAAACUAAAACCCACACUGUCCAGACAAUCCAGUGUGCCGCGUUCUCCAUAAUCCCUUUUUUUUCACCACACAAAGGAAAAAAGAGGCGGACGAGCUACAGGUCUAACAGAAUAAACUGAGCAUGGAGGUCAGGUACAACCAAGAAACAGAAGGAAUGGUGCUGAAGAAUGGACUAAAGGAGGGAAAAGAUGGCAAGGACUCCCAGGGCAGCUUGUCCAAAAGCUUCCUCAAGGAGCAGCAGGACUCCUUUUCUCCCUCUGGAACUGUGGACAACUGCGAGAAGAACAGAGGGAGUGCGGGGGACCCAGACUACUGCCGGAGAAUAUUAGUUCGAGAUGCUAAAGGCUCCAUUCGAGAGAUCAUUCUGCCCAAGGGUUUGGAUUUGGAUCGACCCAAGCGAACCCGUACCUCCUUCACUGCAGAGCAGCUCUACCGGUUAGAAAUGGAGUUUCAGAGGUGCCAGUACGUGGUUGGGAGAGAACGGACAGAACUGGCCCGUCAGCUUAAUCUAUCUGAAACACAGGUGAAGGUCUGGUUCCAGAACCGGCGCACUAAGCAGAAGAAGGACCAGGGGAAGGACUCAGAGCUGCGUUCUGUGGUUUCAGAAACAGCAGCAACCUGCAGUGUGCUCAGAUUGCUGGAGCAGGGACGUCUGCUGACGCCUCCGGGCUUGCCGGGCCUCCUACCCCACUGUGGCAGCAGCUCUCUGGGCACUGCCCUGCGCCCUCCCUCCAUGGCCAUGGCCAGCAACGGUAGCAGUAGCAGCAACAGCAGCAGCGGCAGCACUGGAACAGCGGGCGGCAGCCCUCCGCUGCCCACCGUUACCAGCUCAGGAACAGUGGCAGGCUUGCAGAGUUCAACAGGGGCUCACGGCCUCUUCAGCUUCCCAAUGCCCUCCUUACUCAGCGGCGUCGCCACCCGCAUUCCCUCCAACCCCCUUUCCAUGGCAGGCUCGCUGGCUGGAAACCUGCAGGAACUUUCUGCACGCUACCUGAGCUCCUCUGCCUUUGAGCCUUACUCGCGGACCAAUGGCAAAGAAUCCAUGGACAAGAAAAUUCUGGAAUGAUACUUUGCUUUUACAUAGAUGGAUUCAUGUCCUCUGGACAUGUUUCAUUGUUUUCUUGGCUGUUACUGUCUUUGUUUGGUUUUGCUCUGUCUCUUUCAUAUGUCUGUGUCAUGUUUUGUAGACAGCUGCACAUCUGACGCCUUGUACAAGGACAAAAACACAGACCUGCACAAGCUCAUCUAACAAACACAGCGGACUAUUGGAAAGAUUUUGCACAAAAUGAUAACACAGGAUUUUAAAAUAGAGAACUGGAAAGACACAUGGUGAUGGGAAGAGUACAGGCUUUGCUUUAAACAAAUGUUUAGUCCUUUUAAUUAAUUUAAAAUAACAACAAACACAAGCACCCAGAGAACACAGCUGCUGCAUAGCAGAAAAGCUGUAGCAUUACAAAAGAAGUGGUACAUAGUACAUAGCAGGAAGUCUAGGAUUGGUGACAGGGAUUGUAAAGUGAUGGUACCUUGCUAAACUAUAUUUUAUUAUUUGAUUGUGUAUUGUGGGGUAGGUGCAUGUCAUUGCAGUGAGUAGAUGUAGAGAAAGAAAGGGAGGAGGCAUUCACCUGAGCAGCAGCUUGGGAAAUCUAAUCAGCAAAUCACGGUGUUUAAAAUUUUAAAUGUGCCAUGAUAAAUGAAAAAGCAAGGCUGAUUCUGACAUAUAAUUGAGAUGGAGGGAAAAAGUGCCUCUGUUUGAAGGUCACUGCAAGGCCGGUGUCAGCGCGAAACCCGAUUCAUUUGACAUGUGCAUUGAAUUUGCUUAUGCAGAUGCCUCACAAAAACUCAGUUACAAAAAUCUUUUGUAUAUCUGUUCAAACCAAACCAAAAUAUAUCCCGGAGAAGACGUUGUCAUACAGUAUGAUAGUUGAAUUGUUCAGUGUUGUUUUCUAUAUGGUUUGGUGAAGAGUUUGAUAUUUUGCGACAAGCCUUCACUUGUUGUAAUCUUGCAUUUUUGUCUCCAGGAUGCAGUACCUGAUGUUUUUAUUUACUUGUUUGUGAUUUUACAAUCACUGUGAGUUCUCAGAGUUUUUGUGUACAGUUUGUAUUCUGCUAUGAUAAGUGCAGAAAUGAGUUGCUAAGCAGGAGAAAGACUUUUCAGCAUCAGGAAGCUGCAUGCUUUUUGAAUACUACAAGGUGAUACGUUUUCAAGUAAUAAUUAAGAAAAUAUAAUAACCUUGCCUGUGCAAAAGUUUCCAAAUCCACAGCCUUCAUGUAAAAUUUAGGCAGACUGCUGCAUGUGCAGGCUGAAUGGAAUUAUUGUAGUAUAAAAGAACUGGAAAUGAGAAAUGUACCCUAAAAUUGUUAUUUUAUUGUAAAUUAUUAACUUCUGUAAUUAAUAGAUAAUUAGUAUAUCUGGAAAAGAAUGAAUGAAUGUAUUAGCGGGGUUGAGGAAUCAAUCAAAAGCUCUUUGGUGCUGUUGUUGUGAAAUAUCUUGAAAUUUGUGAAACAGUGGUACAAAUGUGCAUAUAUAUUAUGUAUAUGGCUACAGACAAAGACAUGUGUGUUUUUCAUUUUUUCUUUCAUACAUGUUGCUAUGAAUCAAGGUAUGAUAAAUUUCAUGACUGUUAUACCUCUUA